UGUCAACAUUCAACGUUCAACAUUUCAAAGAUGAAUUGCUCAGAAUUUUUUAAAUUUCAAUUGCAAUUAUUUUUUAAAUGUAUUGUUGCACGGCUGAAAUAAUUACGAGCUAGUCGUUGUGAGGAACAUUGUGGGAAAGUUGCAAUUUUUAGAUCUGAGGUAUCGUCUGCCUCUUUUUCAAGGGGGAUAAAAAUUUUAUCAUAAAAUGGUCAAGACAAGAAGUAGAACGGGUAGCGUUACACUUGUUGAGGAAGACAUCGGUCAUGAAAACGGUCAUGAACCCAUUAACGAAGAAGAUGUGGUGUUGGUAGAGGAAUCCAACUCAAAUACUCCAAGUUCUUCAUCGGCGGCAUCAACAUCAUUCAAUGAUAAGAGCUUUAAGGUGGAUAAGAGGAAAACUUCGGUCGAGAACAGUAAAAAGAGAAAAUCGAGUCCCAAGAAGAAAGGGGGGAAUGGAAAUGGAACGAUUCUGGCAUAUUUCAAAGGCUCAAAUACCAUUUCAAAGUCCCCAAAAUCUGACGAAGAUUCAGCUUCAUCCGACUCUGAAGAGAAAGAACCAAAGAAAAAGCUAAAGAUUGAUCCAAAGACGAGAGAAUUUCUAGAUUCUGGCGUACCAGACGUUGUUAUUCGACGGCAACAGCUAAUCAAUCAAAAAAAGUCCACAAGCCCAGUGGUGACGGUAUCGGAUGUCGACGAUGAGGGCGAAGAUUGUAUGACUCCUCCCAAGCCGAAGCAGAAGCCAAAACGAGGCCGUCCGCCUAAAAAAGUCUCAUCAGCUGCCGUUACAAUUUCAUCUACGAAAAAGAAGACAGCUAAGAAAGAGGAACAAAAGGAGGAUGUGAUAGAAGUUGAGGAGCAACUAGAUGACGAAGACUCUAUUUGCAUCCCAGAUCCAACUCCAACCCCUGAAGAUAAUGAUGACGAUGAUUUCAAGCCGAGGAGAUCAUUGAGAUCUCGAACAACUGUGUCUUACCGUCAAGUGAGAACGCCUUCGAACUCCUCUUGUUCACCUUCUCCAGCACCGUCUUCUCGGAAGAAGAAAGACAAUAAGAAAACAAUGGAUCAAAGAACAAAGGAAUUUUUAAAGUCUGGAAUACCCGACGUUGUUGCAGCUCGGUCAAAGAAGGUCAAAGAAAAUGGAGUUGCGACCGAUUCAGGAAAUAAACGUAAAUCAAAGUCACGGAAAAAAGCAGGGAGCAUCAAAUCGUACUUCAUAGACGACUCUAGUUCUUCCUCUUCCUCCGAUAGCGAUGCUCCUAAGGUUGAACCUAGGAAAGUGUUGGAUCCCAUGACGCGGGCCUUUUUAGACUCUGGUGUUCCGGAAGUUGUGGUCAAAGCUCAGAAAUUUGUCGAGCUAAAGAAAGUUGAGGAUGAUUAUCUCAGUUUGGUUGGAUUUUUUCCAAAACUGCACCAUGUACCAGAGACGACUAGUGAUAAUUGCACAGAAUCAUCGAAUCCAGAGCUACUGCCUGGGGUUGCUCUCACCCACCAAGGGAAUGAUGACGAUUUACUGGAGGAUAAUAAUUUGUUAGUAACGUCAAUUGCAAAUUAUUUUCUUGAUAAUAACUGCGUAUUGAUUCCACGACCAACUCAACACCGACAUAAAAUCUGUUGUGGGUCACCUAAUUUAUUAUUGACUGAUGAACUACUUGGAGUUGCAAAUGCCAACCCAAUCCCGUGGGUAGAAGAGUGCAAAGGUUCUUUCGGUUUGAAAGACUUGUGCUGCAACAAGGAAGCUCUUAGUAAAUUAACCGUUUGGCUCAAGCAGUGGAAGUCAGAUAUCAAGGACGAUGGUGGAACUAGCAGAAAGAUUGAAGUCAAGAAGAAACGGGGACGGGACUCUGAUGACGAUUUUGUUACGAGUAGUGAAGAGGAUGAAGAUUUGAAAAAGAAGAGUGUCCUUCUAUGUGGGCCACCAGGAUGUGGAAAGACCAGUGCAGUUUAUGCUGCUGCCAAACAUUAUGGUUUUCAUGUCGUUGAAGUCAAUUUUUCAAGCCGACGUCCCGGAAAAGACGUCAUCCAGCGUGUAGAGGAAGCUGUUCUCUCUCAUCGACUCGAAUCCACCCAAAACUGUCUCCUGUUAUUCGAAGAUAUUGAUUUAGUUGACCCUAAAGAAGAUGAAGGCUUUCACUCCGCCGUUGCCCAAUUAAUAACCACUGCAGUGCGUCCAAUUGCAAUGACAACGUCGUGUUUAGGCCAGCUCUCACUGGAUCCCAAACUCGAAAAGAAAGACCCUCUAUUUAUCAACUUUACUCUCCCAACUCCAUCGCAAAUCGUACGUAAAGUUUUGUGUCCAAUGAUCCUUAGUCGGGCAUCCAUAUUCGCUUUAAUGGAUGAUGACGAAAGGGAAAGUCAAAAGGAUUCCGAGAUUUCUGCUAAACUUGCUGCACUGCUCGAUACAAUUUGUCGCCACGGGGGGAACGAUGUUCGCCAAGUUAUCAACCAAACUCAGUUUCUUUUUACAUUCAGUGAUAUCUAUAAUUCAGUAACGUCCACCGAUAUUCAUCAACAUUCCUCCAAGUCUGAGCUUCUGUUAGAUCUUGAUUUUAUCCGCCCUUCAAUGAAUGAAUCGAAUAUUUAUUACUCUACCAAUUGUAAUGUUAAUAAGAUGACUGAAGACUGUGAAGACGAUGAUGAUAUGAGACUCUCAGUGAAAGCACGAAAUAAGCUGGCUCUAAAGAAACUCGACUCUGUUGCAGAAAUGUUAACCUUUGCCUGUGAUUUGGAUGCAUCAUCCAAAAACUUGAUGACUUCACUACCCGAGGAUGAAUUGACACGUUUAAAGCGCAACUAUUUAGAUCCGAACCUCUGUACCGCAUAUUUCGCCUGCUGUGAGUCUGGAGUCAAUCCCAACCUCGCACAAUCCAUCAUUAUGGACAGCAACGUGGAGAUAGAAAAUAAUGAAAAGGGGUACAAACUCUUUGACGAAAUUGGCGAAUAUUGCGACAACAUUUAUAGCGAUGGUGGCUGGGAGAGUGCCGCUUAUGUGAGAACAAUUAUAAAGAAGAACAUGAUGGAUUCCGUUGGCCGCUUGGCGAAACGGAACGGUCGUGUCACGUCUUACUUUAAUCGACUUGAUCGCUCCUUCACGGACAGAAUUUGUCAAAGCUUCGGAUUCGAUAAAGAACUUGACGUGGUCAAAAAUGUUAUGAAAAAUGUAUGCUAAAUAUUCUAACAAUUAAUGUCAUAAAAUUUUAGGAAUUUAGAACAAUGAAUUAAUACUUGCACAUAAACUUGGCAAAAUGAAAAUUAUGCAAAUAUUUGUUAGUAAAUUUGUAUUGUUGAUUUGGGUUUGCAUUAAAAACAUUUAAUUAAUAAUAAUAAAUUCGGGACACCAGAAGAGAUAUGACAUAAA
Messenger RNA from Folsomia candida, 3355 nucleotides. RefSeq lists its product as uncharacterized. Gene Ontology annotation, molecular function: DNA clamp unloader activity; DNA binding; ATP binding. Bases 206 to 3166 code for a protein of 986 amino acids. The transcript has 6 exons. The record is from RefSeq and is a predicted model, not a curated record. NCBI's taxonomy places the organism in Eukaryota, Metazoa, Arthropoda, Collembola, Entomobryomorpha, Isotomidae. Gene Ontology annotation, cellular component: nucleus.